This is a messenger RNA of Panicum virgatum (switchgrass), 1417 nucleotides long. Its product is annotated as O-methyltransferase ZRP4-like. NCBI's taxonomy places the organism in Eukaryota, Viridiplantae, Streptophyta, Magnoliopsida, Poales, Poaceae. Gene Ontology annotation, molecular function: protein dimerization activity; O-methyltransferase activity; S-adenosylmethionine-dependent methyltransferase activity. The record is from RefSeq and is a predicted model, not a curated record. The coding region runs from base 125 to 1216 and encodes 363 amino acids. Gene Ontology annotation, biological process: methylation. The transcript is spliced from 2 exons.
GUGGUUUCGUUUCAUGGCUGGUUCGUUCUCUGACAAUUUCUUGACAUGACAAAAUAAACGAUCCACGGCACUAGCUAGCUAGAGGAGCAACGCCGGCCAUCAGUCAGGUACCGCGCGCGGCGCCAUGGCGCUCGCCCCCAGCGCCGGCCAGGCCUUGCUCGGCGCUCAUCUUGACCUCUGGCACAACACCUUGGCUUACGUCAAGUCCAUGGCGCUCAACUCCGCCCUGGACCUCCGCAUCGCCGACGCCAUCCAGCACCACGGCGGCGCCGCGACGCUCGACCAGAUAGCCACCAAGGCUGCGGUCCACCCGUCCAAGGUCCCCUGCUUGCGCCGCCUCAUGCGUGUGCUCGCAGCCACGGGCGUGUUCGGCACCCAGCAAGCUGAUCCACCCGGUGGCCGCAGCGGCGGCGAGCCGCUCCUCCUGUACACGCUCACGCCGGCGUCCGGCCUCCUCGUCGGCUCGCGGCAGAACCUCGCCCCCAUCACCGCCCUGAUGCUCCAUCCGGCCGUCGUCUCGUCCUUCUUCGAGCUCGGCGGGUGGCUCCGGCGCGAGCUGCCGGAUCCGUGCGCCUUCAAGCUGAGGAACGGCCACGCCUUUUGGGAGCUGUGCGACCGCGACCCGGCCUUCAACAAGCUCGUCAACGACGGGAUGGGCUCCGACAGCGAGUUCCUCAUGGGCAUCGCCGUCGAGGAGUGCGGGGAGGUGUUCCGGGGGGUAAGCUCCUUGGUCGAUGUCGCCGGGGGACUUGGUGCGGCGGCCUUUGCCAUCGCCAAGGCGUUCCCGCACGUGAAAUGCAGUGUGCUGGAUCUUGCGCACGUCGUCGCCGAGGCUCCCAGCGACACUGGCGUGCAGUAUGUCGCCGGCGACAUGUUUGAGAGCAUCCCGCCGGCGACCGCAAUAUUGCUCAAGUGGGUCCUUCAUGACUGGGGCGAUGAAGAAUGCAUCAAGAUAUUGAAGAAUUGCAGGGAAGCUAUUCCUCCAAGGGAUGAUGGAGGAAAGGUGAUAAUCAUAGAUAUCGUGGUUGGCGCGGGGCAAUCGUUAGAUAUGAAGCACAAGGAGAUGCAUGUCGUAUUUGAUCUGUUUAUGAUGUUCGCCAACGGCAUCGAGCGAGAUGAGCAAGAGUGGAAGAAGAUCUUCCUCGAAGCAGGAUUCAGCAGCUACAAGAUAACACCGGUGCUGGGCGUCCGAUCGAUCAUCGAGGUCUACCCAUGACGCCCCCAUGAACAAGAACCUUAAUUUUCUACAAACAGUGAAAUGCGCAGUGUGGAUUUGUAGUCCUAUAUGUAUGAGUUUCAUGGUGCUCGCCCCAAGCGCUGACAAUCUAGCAUGGCUUUGCUUUUUUUUGGGAACUUUUUUUUUGGGAACUAGCAUGGCUUUGCUUGGUGCUGCUCAUCUUGAGCUAUGGCAGCACAA